Messenger RNA from Malania oleifera, 4199 nucleotides. Its product is annotated as steroid 5-alpha-reductase DET2. The coding region runs from base 2967 to 3875 and encodes 302 amino acids. The record is from RefSeq and is a predicted model, not a curated record. NCBI's taxonomy places the organism in Eukaryota, Viridiplantae, Streptophyta, Magnoliopsida, Santalales, Ximeniaceae. Gene Ontology annotation, cellular component: membrane. Gene Ontology annotation, biological process: brassinosteroid biosynthetic process. Gene Ontology annotation, molecular function: 3-oxo-5-alpha-steroid 4-dehydrogenase activity. The transcript has a single exon.
UUAAAUAUUGAAAACUGGGAUGACCCAUUCUUGAAUGUCAUAACAAAAGUUCACUAUUUCUAGAAGUAGAUGCAGAAUCACAAAUUGCAGUAUUACAUAGUUCACUCAAACUUGCCUUUGCAAAGUAGUAGAGUCCCUCAUACGCUUUAACAGUGCCAAUCGUCUUCCUCGAUGAUCGUUCCUGAAAAACACAAUGAGAGGAAACAAAUUUAGCAAAACAGUUUGAGUCUUUUGUUAACUGACUGAUGGAUAACAAGUUGCAAGAUAACUUGGGAACAUGUAGGACAGAUUGUAAAGUUAGAGAAUCAGAUAUGCGAAUACUUCCUUUUCCAGCAACUGGUGAGAGAGAGCCAUCUGCAAUUUUUACCCUCAAAUUCCCGGCAUAUGGUGAGUAGGAUGAAAAACAUUGAUAAGACCUAGUCAUAUGAUUGGAUGCACCCGAAUCAAUUAUCCAUGGAGAUUUGUAACAGGAUCUAGUAGUUAAAACUGACAAAUAAUUACCUCGGUGAGCCAGGGAACCAGAGGAAGACUGACCCGAUGUUUGAAUGGACGAAAUCAUCUUAUAUAACUGAUCCAAUUGUUCAAGACUGAAUGCACUACUGAGAGAGGUAUUGGUGGUUUCUCCUUGUAAUCUUUCAGUUGAUCCGUCAGUGCUGGCCUAGUACCCACGAUUUUUUUGGUAUUAUCUCGGCUUCCAAUCUUCCGAUUUUCCAUGAAUCUCCCAGCAGGUAUUUUUUAAAUGACCUGUUUUUCGGCAAUGUUCGCACCACAAUUUACCUUUUUUUGGUCGUUGACUAGGUCCCCCUAGACCUUUUGAUACAAGAGCUGAAACAUCCGGCCCAGUGUGUCCAGCGUGCCCAUCUAAUUUUUGGGCGGAUACGGGUACGGUGAGGUCCAGCCCAGCAGAUUCAUUUUGAGGUCUCAACAUCACACGCCUCUUGUUCUCCUCCCUCCUGACUUCUGCAAAGACCUCUCAGGUUGAAGGAAUAGGUCGCCGGCCAAGGAUCCUUCCCCUCACGUCGUCAAGCUCUCGAUUCAGGCCGGCAAGGAACUCGAAGAUCCUCUCAUUUUCAAGCCUCCUUUGGUAUCGUGUGCUAUGGCCGGAGCACUCCCACUCCUCGUCGAUGCUCAAAUCGAGCUCCUGCCAGAGAUGAGCCAUCUCCAUGAAAUACUCGGUCACGCCUCUCUCACCUUGCCUCAUCUGCCACAAUUGGGUCUUGAUGUCAAAGAUUUGCGAGUAGCUUUCGACGUCAGAGUAUGUCUCACGUACGGCUUCCCAAACUUCCUUCGCCGUUGGUAAGAACAAGUAGACUUUUUCGAUUGAUGGCAACAUCAAGUUGACGAGUCAAGCCGUGACCAUGGAGUUUUCGGACCUCCAUCUUUGCAAAGCUACAGCGUCGGUAGGGUCUGGCUUCCUCCUUUCACCUGUAAGAUAACCUGACUUCCUUUUUCCCUCAAUCACCAAUUUCAUGGAUUGAGUGCAUUCACGGAAAUUUUUUCCGUUUAAUUUUUCCAAUGAGAGUGGAAAGGUUUUUAUCCAGCCCAUUCAAACCCCCCAACAGAUGUGGCCUCUGAGUCACCGUUAAUAUUUGCAGAAGAGAUAGAGCCUCUGCUGUUGGCCAUCGUUUAGCUACGGUUGAGAAAACCUAGCUCUGAUACCAUGAAAGAAGAAGCAAUCGAAUGCUUUCUUCAUUAAUUUGUUCAUAUGUACAUCCCAAUCUAUAAUACGAUUACCUAUUCUAAACAAGGAAACAAUUUCCUUACUAAAUAAUAUCAAAUCCCCCAUUUCAACCUACUUCCCUAAUUUGUAUAUUAUUUACAAUGAUACCCGGGAUUGAGAUUUUAACAUCUUGGUUAGAUAUACAAGCAUGUUUUUGUGCCCUUGUGAUCAACCUAGUGUUAGUUGGUCAUAGGGAUAAUGAAGCUUUUCCUUUGAUAUGAUGUAGCAUUCCAACAAUACGUUUCGCAACUACCUAAAUCCUUUCAUCAAUGCCAAGUGAUUCAAUCGGGGUAUUUUAGGGGGAUUAUACAUGGCGCACACUUUUCUUUUUAUGAAAAUAGGGCUAGAACAAUUACUUGAUUCAGCUUUCUCAAAACAAAAAAAUAUCUAUCUAUUCUCUGAGAAUGAGAAGUGAUGCAGUUAAAAAAUCUCAAAACAAAAACUUCUAAGAAAAUGGGAGAAUUUAGUUGAAAAAUAAAACACAUUUUUUUAAGAAAAAUUUGAAAAGCAAUUUAUAAAAUCAUAUUUUUGAACCAAGUUCAUAUGAAAAUCAAAAAUAAGAGAAGAAAGUGAGGUCAAACAAUAUAAUGAUGAGAUAAAUUGAGAGGGAUCAAAAUUCCAAUUAAAACAACAAGCGAGAGUAUGGUGAAGGUAAACUUCAUAAACUAAACAUAGAGUAAUAUUAAAGACACACUUAUGAGUAUGAAUUUCAAACUUAAUAAUCUUGAGUCAAGUCAAGUUCAAGCAUUUCAAUGUAUCAAUUCAACUUCAAUACACUUGUUUAGUUGAGAGGUGAUUGUAAAGUAGUGAUGUGACGUGAUUGAAACGAGAGAGAGAGAGAGAGAGAGAGAGAGAGAGAGAGAGAGAGAGAGAGAGAGAGAGAGAGAGAGAGAGAGAGAGAGAGAGAGAGAGAGAGAGAGGACAUCCACAUAUUGACUUUCUUAAAAUGUGAAAAAUAAAAAUAAAAUUAGCAUCUUACUAAAGAAGCACUUUAAAAAAUCUCAUUUUCAUCUUCACCAUUUAAAAGCAAAAUAUAAAAUUUUAAAAUAAUUAAAAAAAGUUGUCACAUGCAAAUAAAUACUUAUUAUAAAUUAUAAUUUAAUUCAGUUAUGUAUUAAAUGACAAAAAUAAUAAUUGUGGCAUCCGAAACAGAGGCCUAAUUUGGCCUCCUAAUUUUAUUUUUAUUUUUUCCUUUUUUAAAAAUUAAAAAAAAAAUCUAAUUUUCACCACCCAAUCAGGGCAUUAUAUGAUAAGAGCCUGCAAUUCCCACUCCAGUCGUCCCCAGAUCUGCACAAAAAGCAACCGAACCACUGUCCUUGCUUUUGUUCCCUCAAAAAUCAAAUUCUCCAGGAAACAGAUGGGAUUAGGGAUGGAGUCCGACCAAACUCUCUUCUUCUACACUCUUCUCACUCUCUUCAUCAUCUCACCUCCCACCUUCGUCUCCCUCCACUUCCUCCAAGCCCCCUACGGCAAGCACGGCCGUCCUGGGUGGGGCCCCUCCGUGCCCGCCGCCGUGGCCUGGUUCCUCAUGGAGAGCCCCACCGUGUGGCUUACCCUCCUCCUCUUCCCCUUGGGCCGCCACUGCUCCCAUCCCAGGGCCCUUGCUCUCCUCGCGGUCUUCCUCUUUCAUUACCUCCAUCGCACCUGCAUCUACCCCCUCCGCCUCCGAGGCCGCACCGCCCCUCGCCGCGGCGGUUUCCCGGUCUCCAUCGCCGCCAUGGCCUUCGCGUUCAACCUCCUCAACUCCUACGUGCAAGCCAGAGGGGUCUCCCACUACGCCGACUACGGCGGCGACGGGUGGUUCUGGUGGCGGUUUGCCGGAGGACUGGCGAUUUUCCUGAGCGGUAUGGCGGUUAACGUGCGGUCGGAUUUGAAGUUGAUGUCUCUGAAAGAAAAAGGUGGGGAUGGAAUUGGAGGGUAUAAGGUGCCGAGGGGAGCGUGGUUUGAGGUGGUGAGCUGCCCCAACUACUUUGGGGAGAUCGUGGAGUGGUUGGGGUGGGCCUUGAUGACGCAGUCAUGGGCCGGGCUUGCCUUUUUUCUGUACACGUGUGCCAACCUAGUGCCCAGGGCACGUGCGAACCAUCGGUGGUACUUGGAGAAGUUCGGAGAGGAUUAUCCCAAGGGCAGGAAGGCUGUUAUUCCCUUCUUGUAUUGAUGAAGGUAAUGUUUCAUCUAACGGUAGGGAGUUGGAAUCUUUUAUGAAAUUCUAAUUUCCAAACUUAUGUAAUGGGUAGUGUUAAAUGAAAGGCAGGGUGGAGCUCAAUGAAUAUGUGGAAAUAAAAUUGUCUGGAUUGUGCUCCGCUGGUUCUCGAAAGAUGAGAAGAGGGAAGCUAGAUUACAGUAUAAAUAUAGCAGCAGUAGUAGCUUGGACUAGCAUAUUAUCUGCACUUGUUUUCUAUUAUUAUCGUGUGUUUGGUUGCAUUAUAAGACUGCCUGAAAACAAGAUCACCUUAUUGGAAUGAAAUAUCUUAGGACAUCA